AUGCCUAAGGGCAAGAAGAAGGACAAUGCUACCCAAUCCCACCCGAUAGCCAAGCCCCAGGAGCAACAAGAUGCGGAAAGUCAGGUCGUGGAAUCUGGGUCCGAGACCAAAAAGCCGGACCCGGCUGCUGUUGCCACACAGGAAGCCAACAUGAGAACGAUGCUCGAACUUGCGACGCAGCUAGCUAUGGCAGAACAGGGAUCUGUACGUAACAUGGAUGCCGCCCGGAAUCACCAGUUCAAUUUCUGGAACACGCAGCCCGUCCCGAAGUUUGACGAAAAGGUCGAAGAAAACACUUUUAUCGAGCCCGAUCAGGAACCAUCACUUAUCCGCUCGGAGCCCUUCUCUCUGCCCCAACCGUUUGAAUGGAGCGAUGUGGACCUUGAGGAUCCCGCCCAGCUGAAGGAGUUGUAUUCUCUUUUGUCGGACAAUUAUGUCGAAGAUGACGAUAACAUGUUCCGUUUCGAUUACUCAUCGGAUUUCCUGAAAUGGGCGUUGCAAAUUCCAGGGUGGCUCCCGCAAUGGCACUGUGGGGUGCGAGCUGCGAGCAGUAAGAAGUUGGUCGCAUUCAUCUCUGCCAUUCCACAGGCGGUUCGCAUUUACGACAAGACCAAGAAGAUGGUGGAGAUCAAUUUCUUGUGUGUCCACAAGAAAUUGCGCCAGAAACGGGUGGCUCCAGUUCUGAUUCGCGAAAUCACGCGACGGGUAAAUCAACAGGGGAUCUUUCAGGCGGCUUUCACCGCCGGCGUCGUCUUGCCAAAACCGGUUUCCGUAUGCCGUUAUUACCAUCGUUCGCUUAACCCGAAGAAACUUAUCGAUUGCCGUUUCUCGGCCUUGUCCAGCAAGAUGACGAUGCUUCGCACGGUGAAGCUGUACAAAGUGCCUGAUGAGACGAAGACUGUCGGGCUCCGUCCGCUUGAGAAAAAGGAUCUCGAACAAGCCAUGAAUCUGCUCAACACUCAUCUCAACGGUUAUUCUCUUGUCCCGGUAUUUGAGCCCACCGACUUCGAACAUAUCUUCAUGCCAAGGGACAAUGUCAUCUACACCUACGUCGUGGAAACUGGAGGCAAGAUCACCGACAUGUUCUCGUUCUAUUCGUUGCCGUCGUCCGUGAUGAACCAUCCGACCCACAAACGCAUUGAAGCCGCCUAUGCGUACUAUACCGUGGCUAACACCGUGUCACUGAAGCAGCUCAUGCUGGACGCGCUAGUCGUCGCCCGCAAAGCUGGUUUCGAUGUCUUCAACGCUCUCGAUUUAAUGCAGAACCGAGAGUUCUUCGAGGACUUGAAGUUCGGAAUCGGCGACGGAAACCUGCAAUACUAUCUCUACAACUGGAAGUGCCCGGACAUUGAUCCCUCGAAAAUCGGUCUCAUCCUUCAG
This is a messenger RNA of Mesorhabditis spiculigera, 1380 nucleotides long. The record is from the annotation of a GenBank genome assembly. Lineage: Eukaryota; Metazoa; Nematoda; Chromadorea; Rhabditida; Rhabditidae.